CGUGUGUGUGUGUAUGUGUCUGUACGUUUGUGCAUUUAUAGAUAAAUGACACCACGUGUUUGACCUAAGAAUAGAACAAAUUUCUACAGCUGUACGAGUUUCUAUCUUAAGACGUGAACGGUAUCUCCACGCGAGAUGCAUCGUUUCUUCGAUUGGCGUUGAUUUCAGUGCCCAUUGACGUACAAUAGAGACAAUUAGUCUUUCGGUGGUAUGAACAGUGCGGGAAUAUCGCCAUAAUAAUGCAGUGAUCCUUAACUAUCACGUCGCGACCAGAGUGGAAUAAAUUGGAGGAAGCCAGAGAAAAGCAACUUAAUGGGUCCAGCGAGACGGUUAUAAAUAAAUUCUUUGAAACGAGAGAUCAACCAUGUCGUUGAAUUCGGAGUUCAACGCAGUGGAUACCAACGAUGGAAUCUACGAGAACUCAAAACUCAUGUCCACGAAGGCUACGGUGUCACUGUCGCACUUCAAAAGAAUGGCACCGAUCGACAUCGAAUUCAAUGAUUUGACCUAUACGAUACCUUACGGUAGAAAAGGCAAGAAGGUAAUCUUAAGCGGAGUUUCUGGACAAUUUAAAUCUGGCGAACUGACAGCGAUUCUGGGCCCGUCCGGUGCUGGAAAAUCCUCCUUAUUGAAUAUCCUAGCAGGAUACAAAUCGACAGGCGUCACUGGGCACAUAAGUAUCAACGGGCAGACACGAGAGGCGAAACGUUUGAGAAAAUUAUCGUGCUACAUCAUGCAGGAAGAUCUUCUUCAACCGAUGCUCACGGUGUUCGAGGCGUUGCAAUUCGCCGUGGACCUAAAACUUGGCAAAACUUCGCGGGAAGAGAAGCUCACUGCUAUAGAAGAUGUCCUAGAAAUUUUGCGACUAAAACGUGCGAAGGACACGAUCACCGAACGUCUAUCAGGCGGCGAGAAAAAAAGGCUCUCGAUCGCUCUGGAACUCGUGAACAAUCCUGCUGUUAUAUUUCUCGACGAACCGACCUCAGGCUUGGACGAAAUAUCAGCCGCGCAAUGUAUCGACCUACUCGUACGCUUGGCGCGACUAGGAAGAACCGUGAUAUGCUCCCUUCAUACACCGAGCGCGAGUAUUUUCUCAAAGUUCGAUCACACGUACGUGGUAGCUGGUGGUCAAUGCAUUUACAGGGGCACGGUGGACAAUCUGGUCCCGUUUCUUCGACAAGUUGGCAUCGAGUGCCCAAAACAUUACAAUCCUGCUGAUUUUGUGAUAGAAGUGUCCGCGGGCGAUUACGGUACGGAAUGGACCAGCCGAAUGAUAAACUUGGUGGACACGGAGCUGCCAAUUGUUCCAAUUUGUCGACCAACGCAGCGCGAAUUUCAGCUGCCAAAAGAGAUGCCGAGGCUCUCCUGGUGCGAUCAAUUUGUCAUUCUCUCAAGGAGAAUGACGUUACAACUGUGGAGAAAUAAAAAUUAUAUGUAUCUGAAAAUAGGUCUACACGUAUUCCUCGGUUUCAUCAUAGGAGCAUUGUUCUUAAACGUUGGUAACGACGGAUCGAAGACUUUGUUCAACUUUGGCUUUUGCUUCGCCUGCUUGAUAUUGUUCCUCUACGUGCCCAUGCUUCCGGUCUUGCUACACUUUCCCUCGGAAGUGCAACUGGUUAAACGAGAAUAUUUCAACAUGUGGUACAAACUGAGUCCCUAUUAUUGUGCCUUCACCGUAAUGAACAUACCCGUACAGGUAUUGGUGUCAACGAUCUACCUAUCGAUGGUGUACAUAAUCACGGGACAACCUUUAGAGCUCUUCAGGUGUGCAAUGUUCUUUGGUAUUUGCUUUAUAUGCAUGUUUAUAGCGGAGAGCAUGGCUUUGGCCAUUGCCAGCACUUUGAACAUCGUGAACGGUACAUUUGUUGGUCCCGCAAUCAGCGUCCCCUUAAUGUUGCUAGCGGUGCAAGGUUUAGGGGAAACACAAACACUACCCGUUUAUCGUAAAUUGAUAAUGUAUCUAAGCUACAUUCGAUACGGCCUGGAAGGUCUCGUGACUGCCUUGUACGGUUUCAACAGAGAGAAUUUAUACUGCCCUCCCGAGGAAAUAUUCUGCGAGUUCAGAGCACCACGACAAAUUUUGCUAACAAUGCAAAUGGAAAACGUGGUCUUCUGGGUGGAUGUCGUCGCCUUGAUAGUUAUUCUCGUUCUGUUGAAGAUUCUUACAUAUUAUUUAUUGCGACAGAGGCUUAAACCGAACAGAACAUUCCGAGCGCUUCAUCUCAUCGGAAGAUUAAUAAAGAAUCACUUUGAUUUCAAUACUUAAACACUAUUCUUGUUAUUUCUACAACGAUCAUGUACAAAAUACCAGGGCCAGCGAAAACUGAUCUUUUCAUACUUCCUAAAUGUGAUACAGAACCAAAUAAUUCAACGCAAAUAAAAACGUUUUAAGGUA
This is a messenger RNA of Hylaeus anthracinus, 2395 nucleotides long. RefSeq names its product ATP-binding cassette sub-family G member 1-like. Bases 365 to 2266 code for a protein of 633 amino acids. The record is from RefSeq and is a predicted model, not a curated record. The transcript has 12 exons. Gene Ontology annotation, cellular component: plasma membrane. Gene Ontology annotation, molecular function: ATP binding; ATP hydrolysis activity; ABC-type transporter activity. NCBI's taxonomy places the organism in Eukaryota, Metazoa, Arthropoda, Insecta, Hymenoptera, Colletidae.